UUCAACAAGAUCGACAAAAUGAAAAUGGAAUCGAUCGUCGUUGUCAACCCUGCAGGAAGAACGUAAUUCGACGCUGGUCUACGGGUUUCACAGUUACAGACUUUCAUAGCUCCACUGAAAACCUUGGAGAUUGGUAACAAUGGAGAGCAGUGCUCAGAGGCGUAUAAAUUUGAUUCGCCGGCACCUUCUUCCGCCGCCAUGUGAGUUCAACGACGCUCUUAAUCUGGCGUUGACAAAUGGUGGGAGCGAAUUGCAAAUUGGGGAAUCAGAGCCUGUGGUUAUUGGAGGUAUGGUGCUGGACAUUCAUGCCAUACCCUCCAUCGCCGCCGUUCCGAGGUCAACUACUCCCGGCAAGAUCAACUAUGUAUUAGGAGGCGUAGCACGGAAUGUUGCUGAAUGCAUGUCAAAGUUCGGGACCAAACUUUUCCUGAUUAGUGUUGUGGGACAUGACAUGGCAGGGAAUUUGUUGCUUGAGAAUUGGAGGUUGGCAGGGCUAUCAACAGAAGGCAUUCGGAAGCACCAAGAUGUUAGCACUGCUGUUGUGUGUGGCAUAGUUGAUGUCAAUGGAGAAUUGGCAGCUGCGGUGGCAAGUGUGGAAGCUAUUGAAAAAUUUCUCACACCUGAUUGGAUUGACCGAUUCAAGUGCAAUAUUCGUGCUGCUCCAAUGCUGAUGGUUGAUGCAAAUCUCAAUCCUCUUGCUCUAGAAGUUUCUUGCCGAAUUUCUGCAGAAAAUAAUACUCCAGUGUGGUUUGAGCCUGUGUCAGUUGCAAAAUCAAGAAGGAUUGCUUCGGUUGUCAAGUAUAUAACUUUUGCUUCACCUAAUGAAGAUGAACUUAUCGCCAUGGCUAAUGCAUUAUCUGGUCGAGAUUUGUUUUCUCCUAUCAAACGGGAUAGUAGCAUUACUACAUGCUCAAUCGAAUUGCUUUUCCAACUGCUGAAAUCCGCUGUAUGGGUUUUGCUCGAGAAAGGCAUCAAGAUAGUCAUUCUGACCGUUGGUUCUCAUGGGGUGUUCGUAUGUUUUAAAGGAGGACCAAGCUUCAUGAAAUUUUCUUCAGAAGGAAUCAAAAAGAAUAGAUCCUGCAGCCAACUGUUUAGAACUAUAAAUUCAAGUUGUCCACCAAAUACGUUUUCUGUUUCUCCUGAAAAAGAAAAAAGCUCUGCUCUUUUUGCAAUACAUUUCCCUGCCCUUUCUGCAUCUGUAGUGAGGCUCACAGGCGCCGGAGAUUGCUUGGUUGGAGGCAUGCUUGCUUCUAUUUGUGCAGGCUUAGAUAUCUUCCAAAGUACAGCCAUUGGUAUUGCAGCUUCCAAGGCUGCUGUCGAGACGGAAAAUAAUGUACCUCAUGCACUUCAUUCGGCUAAAAUUGCAGAUGAUGCUAAGUCAGUGUACACAGCAGGCAGAAUUGUGUUCCAUGAACCCAUGUACAUGUCACAUUUGGAAUGAGCAAAAUUGAAGUUGGAAAAUCAGAGUCAUACGAUUUAUGUUAAAACAUGAAAUUGCAAGUGUUUCUCUUCAAUUGAGAAUUGUGGCUGAAAUUGUUUUUCCAA
Molecule: messenger RNA, 1545 nt
Organism: Momordica charantia (bitter melon)
Lineage: Eukaryota; Viridiplantae; Streptophyta; Magnoliopsida; Cucurbitales; Cucurbitaceae
Product: pfkB-like carbohydrate kinase family protein
Cellular component (GO): cytoplasm
Molecular function (GO): hydrolase activity, acting on glycosyl bonds; pseudouridylate synthase activity; kinase activity
Source: RefSeq, a predicted model, not a curated record